AGAAGGUGGUGCCUUUUUAUUGCAGUUUAAACGUUUGUCUCUCAUUCUCUCUGGACAAGCUUGUCCUUUCCUUUGCGCACCCUUCGGUCUCUGCAUCGUCCACACUCCUCUUUGCUCCCCAGCUCUCCCUUUCUUUCGCUACCUCUUCCUUCUUCCACUUCUCUCUGUGGGCUUCGUCGCCUUUCAGGGCUAUCUUUACGCACACGUCUCUGAACCUCUUUAUGCAUUUGUCUUCUUUCUCUCUGUCUUCCUCUUUAUGGCUCUCUCCUUGUCUCACCAUUUCUGUACCAGUCUCUCUCCAUCUCUCCCACAGUCCCCACGCUGGGAACAAAGUCACGGUGCUAGCGCAGAACAUGCCUCCUAUCGUCCGGUCCCGGGACGCGACACAUUCCACCAUGCCCCUCCGCGCAUUCCAACUGCAGACAAAGAGUCCCCGUCCCCUACCCCCACACUCUUUCCUGUUCCAAUUCUUGAGUGUUGUAGGGGCAGCUGCCCCAACUGCCCCUGCCCGCCUCUCACGUCCAGUCCGCGGGCCUCCAUAUCUAGGGCAGUUAGCGCCAGUUCUCCUGCACGCACACCAGCUAUCCCUGCGCGGACACCCCCGGCGCUCUCGCACACACCGCGCUCCGCCCUCCUAGGAAAGUAGAUCCGGCCAGGCAGACAAAAGUUUGGGAGAGAAGUUCGGUCUGUGGCUAGCGUGAGAGCUAGGGGGGCGGGGGCCGGGGAGACUGGGGCAGUCGGGCGAGUCGACGCGUGAACAGAUAGACCUGCGGACGGGACAGCCGCGGCCAGAGGCCCUGCUAGCCCCACUCAGCCCCAGAUGCGCGGGGGGACGCAGCCCCUCCCGCUGGGGGAUGCUGUGGGAUUCCUGGCGCCGGGCAUCCAGGCCGCCCGCUAAGCCCCUGUGCCUCCCCUGUGCCCCUGGGGAACUAGAGUCCGGCUGCAGGGAAAGAGAACCGGCCGCCGAGACGCCGCAGGGUGCCAGGCGGGGAGGGGGCGAGAGGCCCCAGGCCCGAGGGCAUGGAGCGGUUAGGAGAGAAAGCCAGUCGCCUGCUGGAGAAGUUCGGCCGCAGAAAGGGUGAAUCUAGCCGGUCUGGGUCUGACGGGACCCCCGGGCCGGGCAAGGGGCGCCUAAGUGGGUUGGGGGGACCUAGGAAGUCAGGGCCCCGAGGAGCUACUGGGGGACCUGGGGAUGAGCCGUUGGAGCCGGCCCGGGAGCAAGGUUCCCUGGACGCUGAGCGGAAUCAGCGCGGCUCCUUUGAGGCGCCGCGCUACGAAGGCUCCUUUCCCGGGGGUCCGCCGCCCACCCGGGCCUUGCCUCUACCUCAGUCGUUGCCCCCCGAUUUUCGGCUGGAGCCCACGGCCCCGGCCCUCAGCCCCCGCUCUAGCUUCGCCAGUAGCUCGGCCAGCGACGCGAGCAAGCCGUCCAGCCCUCGGGGCAGCCUGCUGCUGGACGGGGCGGGGGCUGGCGGAGCUGGAGGUAGCCGGCCCUGCAGCAAUCGCACCAGCGGCAUCAGCAUGGGCUACGACCAGCGCCACGGGAGCCCCUUGCCAGCGGGGCCGUGCCUGUUUGGCCCACCCCUGGCCGGAGCACCGGCAGGCUAUUCUCCCGGAGGGGUCCCGUCCGCCUACCCGGAGCUCCACGCCGCCCUGGACCGAUUGUACGCUCAGCGGCCCGCGGGGUUCGGCUGCCAGGAAAGCCGCCACUCGUAUCCCCCGGCCCUGGGCAGCCCUGGAGCUCUAGCCGGGGCCGGAGUGGGAGCGGCGGGGCCCUUGGAGAGACGGGGGGCGCAACCUGGACGACACUCUGUGACCGGCUACGGGGACUGCGCCGUGGGCGCCCGGUACCAGGACGAGCUAACAGCUUUGCUUCGCCUGACGGUGGGCACCGGUGGGCGAGAAGCCGGAGCCCGCGGAGAACCCUCGGGGAUUGAGCCGUCGGGUCUGGAGGAACCACCAGGUCCUUUCGUUCCGGAGGCCGCCCGGGCCCGGAUGCGGGAGCCAGAGGCCAGGGAGGACUACUUCGGCACCUGUAUCAAGUGCAACAAAGGCAUCUAUGGGCAGAGCAAUGCCUGCCAGGCCUUGGACAGCCUCUACCACACCCAGUGCUUUGUUUGCUGCUCUUGUGGGCGAACUUUGCGUUGCAAGGCUUUCUACAGUGUCAAUGGCUCUGUGUACUGUGAGGAAGAUUAUCUGUUUUCAGGGUUUCAGGAGGCAGCUGAGAAAUGCUGUGUCUGUGGUCACUUGAUUUUGGAGAAGAUCCUACAAGCAAUGGGGAAGUCCUAUCACCCAGGCUGUUUCCGAUGCAUUGUUUGCAACAAGUGCCUGGAUGGCAUCCCCUUCACAGUGGACUUCUCCAACCAAGUAUACUGUGUCACCGACUACCACAAAAAUUAUGCUCCUAAGUGUGCAGCCUGUGGCCAACCCAUCCUCCCCUCUGAGGGCUGUGAGGACAUCGUGAGGGUGAUAUCCAUGGACCGGGAUUAUCACUUUGAGUGCUACCACUGUGAGUUAUUAGGAGUCAGGUGUGGAGCAGGGCAGACUCCUAAGAUACCCUCAGUGUCCAAGGUGCCUAGGCUGAGGUGAACUAGGUGCCUUCUUCCCUAGGACUGCCGGAUGCAGCUGAGUGAUGAGGAAGGCUGCUGCUGUUUCCCUCUGGAUGGGCACUUGCUCUGCCAUGGUUGCCACAUGCAGCGGCUCAAUGCCCGACAACCCCCUGCCAACUAUAUCUGAGCUGCAAUCACUGCUGCUGUUGUCACCCCACAGACAAACUGCUGUGGCCAGUGGGCCCCUCUGAGGCCAGCCAAGGCAAAGAAUGCACUCUGCAGGCCUGGCAGAAGAGUCCUCUGGGAAGGACCCCAAGGGCCGGAGACCCAAAGAUCGUGAUAUUCCAAAUGGAUUGUGGAAGAGAAACCUUAUAUUUACCAGGGUGGGGGUGACUGGCCUUUUUCCCAUGUGUGCAGCCUGAGCUUAGGCACGCACAGGAGGGUUCCAGUACUUUCUGAACAUCUGAUUCUGUAUCUUCAGUAUAUAUAUUUUGUUUGUUUUAGAGAUGGGAUCUCACCAUGUUGCCCAGGCUAGUCUUGAACUCCUGGGCUCGAAUGAUCCUCCCACCUUGGCCUCCCAAAGUGCUGGGAUUACAGACGUAAGCCACUGUGUCUGGCCUAGUAUAUGAUUGUGCAUGAGUCACGCAAUGUUCUGGUCCUGGAUUCCAAGAGUAGAGGACCUAGCUUUAAAUCAAUUAGUUUCAGCUAAACUGACUAGAACCAAAUCAAAGUGUAAUUCUCCCUCCAGCUCCCCCAAACCCCAGAGUUUUGGAGUUGUGGUUGAUGCAGUGUGGGAUGUCCCUGAGAGGUAGCAAGUCUAGGGUGGUGAGUUCCUGCUAGGCAACCAAAUUUAAGCUCCUCACUUUUUUGUGACACAUGGUAUCAGAUAUGGGGUCCCGCACCUAUAUCUGGAUGAAGAGGUAGAAACUCUGGACCUCAUUAAUGAGUUAUUUCUUGGCCUUCUUCUAAGGACUAGGAGAGCUCCUCAUCUGUCUGCUGAGAAUGGGGACCAGCUCUGAGUGGGGUUGCUGCCUAUAUUCCCUGUUUCUCAGGGACUCACAUGGGUCUGGGGAGGCUAGAUAGGUGAUUGUACGUGGUUGCUCUUCUCCUUGGCUGGGGGAGGUAAUAAGCAGGUCUCUGUGGAUGUGGAGCUUGUUGAGGGGAUGUCUAGGAAGCUUCAGCUUAGCCACAUUCCCAAGUUUAGGUGCACUGAGCCAUACAGCCCAGUGUAUGCAUGUGUGGGUGUGUUCAUGCACACACACACUCUCUCUGUGUCUCUGUGUCUCUCUCUCUCUCUCUCACUCUUUCUUACUCUCUUCUCAGGUCACUUGUACACUUGGUUUCCUAGCAGAAGCUCACUUGUCACAUCUCAGAGGGGUCCUGGAUUGCAUCCAUCACAAUCCCAAAACUAGAGUUGGGGGGAACUGGAGGGAGCAAAACACUGAUUUGGUACUAGUCAGUUUGCCUGAAACUAGUUCACCUAAAGCUAGAUCUCUUAAAACCAAUUUACUGAAAACUUGUUUGCUUAAAGUUAAUGACUUAAUGACUAAUUUGCCAAAAGCUCAAUUCCUAUUUCAGUGUGUUUAUAUCCAUUUAGGUGUCCUAUUCUUUUUUGUCAUGCUUUGGAUAUUUCAAGGAUUUAUAUCUAUUCAUCCAAGAGUACUUCUGAGUUAUUAUCAGCAACAUAAAUUUAUCAAAUUUGCAGCACUUAGUAAAUGAUGAGAUUGCUUCCUACCUUUAUGGAUGUCUUUUUCUAUGUUAUCUACCAUUCAAAAACUUUUUUAAAAAGUUUAAAGUUUCUAGCAAUAAAUACAAUUGGUACAGACAUUUUGUAUAUCAUUUUUUUGUUUCUUAAUCCAAUAUUCCUUUACAAAUUAAAUGCCUUGAAAAAUAUAAUGGAGUUCAAUGUGAUUUUGAUGCUUUGGUCUAACUUCUACAUUCCUACUGUUAAAAGGCCAGUGUAUCUUAAAUGAAUAGGCAUGAGGCAUAUUCAGUUGACUUACACUGAAAAGUUAUACAGACAACAGGAAUAACUAAAAGGGUGAAUCUGCUAAAUCCUUUUGAAAUGCUGCAGAUUUGAUAAAUAUUUAUUUUAGACUAAUUGGUUUUAGGCGAAUUGGUUUUAGGCAAAUUAAUCUAGUAAUCUUUGAUCUUUAGUCUUCAUUUUCUGUCACUCAGUGAGUUUCUUACUGGAAAUGAUGACUCCUGACAACAGAAUUUCCACAUUUGGGGGCUAUUCUAAGAUGACUAUGCCAGCCAACCUGGGAAAUACAUAAAAGAGAUCUCUGAGUGAGAGGGAAAGAGUUCAGAUUUAUACAACUGAGUGCCAGAGGGGAAAAUGCACCUUGUUGGAGUGAGAAAUGUUCUGAAACUGAAUUACUUCUUGUACAGCUGAGAUAGCUUCUUCUGAACUAUUAUUAAAUAAGUGAAUACAAAGGCCCUA
Pongo pygmaeus (Bornean orangutan) is the source of this 4989-nucleotide messenger RNA. RefSeq names its product ajuba LIM protein (gene AJUBA). Gene Ontology annotation, biological process: response to hypoxia; cytoskeleton organization; negative regulation of hippo signaling. Gene Ontology annotation, cellular component: adherens junction; P-body; transcription regulator complex. Gene Ontology annotation, molecular function: transcription corepressor activity. The transcript has 8 exons. Bases 1021 to 2586 code for a protein of 521 amino acids. NCBI's taxonomy places the organism in Eukaryota, Metazoa, Chordata, Mammalia, Primates, Hominidae. The record is from RefSeq and is a predicted model, not a curated record.